UAAUCGCUUAAGAAAUACCCUACCCCUGUAGUGGUCACCUAUAACAUUAGUAUGUGAUGUAACCAGAUAGGACUAUGCACAUUUACCUAUCGUACCUUUCCUUUGUGAUUUCAGGCUCUUCCACAGAUACGGAGACAGUUCCACCGGAGGGGGAGUAUAUAGAGGAGCACAGGGGUCUGUACAAGGACGUGAUUAUGGAGAAUCACCGGCCCCUCACAUCACUGGAUGGACCCAAUAACAGAGAUACCCCAGAGAGAUGUCCCCGUCCUCUGUAUUCCCAGGAUUGUACAGAGGAGAAUCACAGUAUCCCACAGGAGGAUCAGGUAGAACGUCUUUCUCGUAUAAAGGCAGAAGAUAUAGAGGGAGAAGAAGAGACGUAUGUGACUGAUAUAAAGGCAGAAGAUAUAGAGGGAGAAGAAGAGACGUAUGUCACUGAUAUGAAGGCAGAAGAUAUAGAGGGAGAAGAAGAGACGUAUGUGACUGAUAUAAAGGCAGAAGAUAUAGAGGGAGAAGAAGAGACGUAUGUCACUGAUAUGAAGGCAGAAGAUAUAGAGGGAGAAGAAGAGACGUAUUUGACUGAUAUAAAGGAAGAAGAUAUAGAGGGAGGAGAAGAGACGUAUGUGACUGAUAUGAAGGCAGAAGAUAUAGAGGAAGAAAAAGAGACGUAUGUGACUGAUAUGAAUGCAGAAGAUAUAGAGGGAGAAGAAGAGACGUAUGUGACUGAUAUGAAGGCAGAAGAUAUAGAGGAAGAAAAAGAGACGUAUGUGACUUAUAUAAAGGCAGAAGAUACAGAGGGAGAAGAAGAGACGUAUGUGACUGAUGUAAAGGAAGAAGAUAUAGAGGAAGAAGAGACAUAUGUGACUGAUAUAAAGACAGAAGAUACAGAGGGAGAAGAAGAGACGUAUGUGACUGAUAUGAAGGCAGAAGAUAUAGAGGGAGAAGAAGUGACGUAUGUGACUGAUAUAAAGGCAGAAGAUAUAGAGGGAGAAGAAGAGAAGUAUGUGAGGGGUGAUCAGCAGUGUAAGGAGGAGGAGAUCCCUACAGAUAUCAGCACAGCAGAUGGACACACAAGCAGGAAUAUCACAGAAGGACAUCAAAUGUUAUCCCCGGAUUGUGAUAUAAAAGAUGACAGUAGACAGGAUUCUCCAGGAGAUAACCCCAUUACCCCAAUUAUACAUCCAGCUCUAUCAGCUGAUCCCUCUGAUCCUGGGAAAUGUUCUCCUGAUCACUCUGAUAUUGGUGCAUCUGUUACAGCUCUGACAGUAGAUACAGUGUUUCCCUGUUCUAUAGAUGCCAAAUGUUUUACACAGAACACAAAGCGUAUUACCCAUCAGCCAGCUAAGGCAAGUGAGAGGCCACUGAUAUGUUCUGAGUGUGGGAAAUGUUUUACACACAAAUCAGCUCUUGUUACACAUCAGAGAAGUCACACAGGUGAAAAGCCAUAUUCCUGUUCUGAGUGUAGGAAAUGUUUUCCACGGAAAUCAGAACUUAUUACACAUCAGAGAAGUCACACAGGUGAGAAGCCAUAUUCCUGUUCUGAGUGUGGGAAAUGUUUUGCACAGACAUCAGCUUUUGUUACACAUCAGAGAAGUCACACAGGUGAGAAGCCAUAUACCUGUGCUGAGUGUAGGAAAUGUUUUCCACGGAAAUCAGAUCUUGUUACACAUCAGAGAAGUCACACAGGUGAGAAGCCGUACUUCUGUUCUGAGUGUGGGAAAUAUUUUGCAUGGAAAUCAAAUCUUGUUACACAUCAGAGGAGUCACACAGGUGAGAAGCCAUAUUCCUGUUCUCAGUGUGGGAAAUGUUUUGCAUCGAAAUCAUAUCUUGUUACACAUCAGAAAUGUCACACAGGUGAGAAGCCAUAUUCCUGUUUUGAGUGUGGGAAAUGUUUUGCAUAUAAAUCAAAUCUUGUUACACAUCAGAGGAGUCACACAGGUGAGAAGCUAUUUUCCUGUUCUGAGUGUGGGAAAUGCUUUACAUAUAUAUCAUAUCUUGUUAAACAUCAGAGAAGUCACACAGGUGAGAAGCCAUAUUCCUGUUCUGAGUGUGGGAAAUGUUUUGCAUUGAAAUCAAUUCUUGUUACACAUCAGAGAAGUCACACAGGUGAGAAGCCAUAUUCCUGUACUGAGUGUGGGAAAUGUUUUGCAUUGAAAUCAAUUCUUGUUACACAUCAGAAAAGUCACACAGGUGAGAAGCCAUAUUCCUGUUUUGAGUGUGGGAAAGGUUUUGCAUAUAAAUCAAAUUUUGUUACACAUCAGAGAAGUCACACAGGUGAGAAGCCAUAUUCCUGUUCUGAGUGUGGGAAAUGUUUUGCACGGAAAUCAGAUCUUGUUACACAUCAGAGAAGUCACACAGGUGAGAAACCAUAUACCUGUGCUGAGUGUAGAAAAUGUUUUGCACGGAAAUCAGCUCUUGUUACACAUCAGAGAAGUCACACAGGUGAGAAGCCAUAUACCUGUGCUGAGUGUGGGAAAUGUUUUCCACGGAAAUCAGAUCUUGUUACACAUCAGCGAUUUCACAGGUGAGAAGCCAUUUUCAUGCUGAGAGAUAAAUAAAUCCGCUCUUGUUGAACAUAUUAGACAUUACCCAAGUACGGGACCAUUUAUAUCUUCUGGAGUAUAAUUAUCACUCGUGCAAUGUUCCUCAAGGGUCAAUUCUAUCUCCUAUGCUUUAUAAAAUAUACAUGCUACCAUAGGUUAUAUAAUCAGACAUCAUGGCCUGGUCUACCACUGCUAUGCAGAUGACCUGCUCUUUGCUCCAUGUACUGAGAACCUAAUACCAAUCCUAAAUGGUUGUCUAGCGAGAGCGCCAGGGGUGGAUGAUGCCAGCCCAGCAUUACAUGGUCCAAGGUACUAGAAACAGCUUCUGCCUCCUUACUGCCCCGCUUGCUUGCUUCUACAGAUGAAGGACUGUUACCAGCAGUACCAAGAAUCUCCUGUAAUUCAUUUAUGGGUUGAACUUUUAGCUUUGCAGCCCUGACCAUGGAACUCACUGCCUUGCACAGUCCAAGAGCCCUCCACUCUAGAGACCUUCACAAGCAGACUGGUGACUGUUACUCACGCUUUUCAUUAAUGUACCUCUAUUUAGUUCCUAAAUAAUACAUCCCAAAUGCUUUAGUCUUUUCUCUGACGUCCUAGUGGAUGCUGGGGACUCCGUAAGGACCAUGGGGA
Molecule: messenger RNA, 3170 nt
Organism: Pseudophryne corroboree (corroboree frog)
Lineage: Eukaryota; Metazoa; Chordata; Amphibia; Anura; Myobatrachidae
Product: zinc finger protein ZFP2-like
Exons: 5
Coding region: 75-2525 (816 amino acids)
Biological process (GO): regulation of DNA-templated transcription
Molecular function (GO): RNA polymerase II cis-regulatory region sequence-specific DNA binding; DNA-binding transcription factor activity, RNA polymerase II-specific
Source: RefSeq, a predicted model, not a curated record